UGCAGUUGAAUUAGUUGCUAUAAAAAAAAAAGGUUUUACCGUUGAUAUCAGGUUGAAGCGCAGAGAAAGCAAGUCAACCCGCGCACCAACCACAACCACAAUAGCAACCAGCCCUUCUCUGUCAUUGCUUUUUGGGUUUUUGUUCACUGUAAGGAAAAAAAAGGCACCUUUGGCUAAGCCUUUAUUUUCUAUCAAUCACUCAUUCUCCGAGGAAGGAAAAAGAAUCAAGAUUCAAGAAUGGCAAGAGCAGGAGGGAUAACUAACGCCGUGAAUGUGGGUAUUGCUGUCCAGGCUGAUUGGGAGAAUCGCGAGUUCAUCUCCCAUAUUUCCCUCAACGUCCGCCGCCUCUCUGAGUUCCUCGUCCAAUUUGAGGCUACAACAAAGAGCAAGUUGGCAUCUUUGAAUGAGAAACUUGAUACAUUGGAGCGCCGCCUAGAGCUGCUAGAGGUCCAAGUGGGUACUGCUUCCGCCAACCCAUCUCUUUUUGCUACCUGAUCCAUGUAUGUUUUUAAUAAGAUCAUCUAUGAUUUACUCUCCUCUGUAAAAAUGCUGCUUCCUGAGAGAACCUUUCUUUGCACCCAAUUUUUGAAGUAAUACAUAUAAAUAUCAUUCUGCUAUUUCUUUAUUCAAAUAGUUUUUGCAUGAGUUUCUUGGAACUGCUGUUACUAGUCUCUCGUUGACGAAUAUUGAUUGAGGACAACUUAUGCUUAAUGCGAUUCGUUUUAAUUCCUUGUUGAUCCAAACGAAUCCAUAUGCUCUAAAUUGUAAUACAAUCACAACUAGAAAGCAUACAAUUUUUUGGUGUGCUUUUACAUGUUCAUCUGACAAGCAUUUGCAUACCAAUGUGAUCCGUUAUUGGAUAGCAUAAACUAUAGUAAUCCAAUAUAUCAUAAUCUUUCCAGCGCUAAACUAUAUGGCCUUGGUUACUGGCCGAUAGCAAUUAUACUGUUUCGUAAUUGACUGAAUAUAUGUGCUGUUGAUAUUUUGUGGCAGGUUGAAUCUUAAGCAUGAUAUACUACUAUCUAGAAUUCUAGACUGUUUUCAUCUUCCUGAGUAGUCUAGGAGCAAAUUUUAGGCUUAGUUAGCGGAGUAAUGUUGGUCUCACCAUUAGCUUU
Molecule: messenger RNA, 1115 nt
Organism: Tripterygium wilfordii
Lineage: Eukaryota; Viridiplantae; Streptophyta; Magnoliopsida; Celastrales; Celastraceae
Product: protein BRICK 1
Exons: 2
Coding region: 238-495 (85 amino acids)
Biological process (GO): actin filament organization; cell motility; regulation of actin polymerization or depolymerization
Cellular component (GO): SCAR complex
Molecular function (GO): protein-containing complex binding
Source: RefSeq, a predicted model, not a curated record